AUGGCAAUCACCCGAGUGGCUGUGGCAGGAGGCACUGGUAAUCUUGGCCCGGCUAUUGUUAACGGCCUGCUCGAGGCUGGCUUCCAACUCACAGUUUUGAGUCGCUCCUCCUCCCAUCAAUUAGACCCGCGAGUCCAAGUGCAGGUGGUCGAUUACAACUCACUUGAUUCACUGGUAGCGGCUCUGAGAGGCCAGGAUGCCUUCAUCAAUGUCUUGCCAACAGGUCCAGUCUCGAGGGACGUUCACUUGCGGGUCAUCGAGGCUGCCGUUGCUGCUGGGAUCCAAAGAUUCAUACCCUCGGAGUUUGGCUGUGAUACAUCAAAUUCGGCGACAAGUCAACUGCCUGUUUUUGGAGAUAAGGUCGCAGUGAUCCAGCGGCUACAGGAGUUGGCGACGCCUGGCAGCACGCUCAGUUAUACCGCGGUAAUUACAGGUCCUUUCUUCGAUUGGGGUCUCGAGAAAGGCUUCAUCGUGAACUUAAAGGGACCAUCAACUGCGGUCUAUGAUGGUGGAGAUGUGCCCUUCAGUACAACCACGCUUAGGGGCAUCGGUCGGGCUGUAGUCGGGGUGCUCAAGCGGCCGGAACAGACUAAAAACCGACAUAUCUAUGUCGCAGAGGCCAACGUGACACAAAAUCAGUUGCUGAACUGGUCAGGGAAAGGCGAUCAGCUUGAACGAACGCCGGUGAAGACUGAAGAUCUGGAGAAACAGGCAUAUGAGGCGCUCCAGCAGUCCCCUCCUGAUAUCCCGACUUUUGCUCGCAAUCUGAUCCGGCGAGCCAUCUUCGGGGGCAAAUACGGCACUCAUUUCACCAAGGUGGAUAAUGAAAUUGUGGGAGUGUCCCAGUGGACUGAAUCCGAGAUUGUGAAUCUGGUCAAGAAGUAUGUGUAA
Penicillium macrosclerotiorum is the source of this 891-nucleotide messenger RNA. RefSeq names its product aromatic alcohol reductase. The record is from RefSeq and is a predicted model, not a curated record. Bases 1 to 891 code for a protein of 296 amino acids. NCBI's taxonomy places the organism in Eukaryota, Fungi, Ascomycota, Eurotiomycetes, Eurotiales, Aspergillaceae. Gene Ontology annotation, molecular function: oxidoreductase activity. The transcript is spliced from 2 exons.